UCAUCUUUUCUAUGUGAAUGCAAGUCUGUGCUCACUUCUAUGCUUAGCCAUAUUUGUACACAGAGAGUGACAUCACAUCACUUGAAAGUCAGAUACGGUUUAUUAGCAUUGAGUAUGUUAGCUGGUUGUAUGGUUUAUUCAGAGAAUGGCCAACGUUUGAUGAACAGGGGUGAAAAAACGAGAAAGGCAAUCUACGAAUGUUCCUGGAUGGACAAACCAAUCUGGGUACAGAAAGCGCUUCUGAUCAUGAUGAUGAGAAACACACAGGAUUUCGAAAUUAAUUUCUACGGAAUUUUCAAAACUAACAGGAGUAACGUCAGCAGUUUACUACAGGCUGCCUACUCCUACUUCAGCUUCCUAAACAAUACAAACUGAAUAGCUAAUGGUUGAAAUAUUUGUUUCAAUGGUUGAAAAGUAAUCUAUAGUUUAUAUUAUGAAACUAAAUAUAGUGUAGUUUACUUUGUAAAUAUUAAUAAACGAAAUUUGAAGAAACUUUAUAAUUAAUCUAUAGUUAAUAUUAUGAAACCGAAUAUAGUAUAGUUCACUAUGUAAA
This is a messenger RNA of Nilaparvata lugens (brown planthopper), 553 nucleotides long. RefSeq lists its product as uncharacterized. Gene Ontology annotation, molecular function: odorant binding; olfactory receptor activity. The transcript is spliced from 4 exons. Bases 40 to 375 code for a protein of 111 amino acids. The record is from RefSeq and is a predicted model, not a curated record. Lineage: Eukaryota; Metazoa; Arthropoda; Insecta; Hemiptera; Delphacidae. Gene Ontology annotation, biological process: sensory perception of smell; detection of chemical stimulus involved in sensory perception of smell. Gene Ontology annotation, cellular component: plasma membrane.